GCGGCGGUGCGCACCGCCUUCACCGACCCCCCCGAGCAGGUGCCCGAAGCCGUCUCCAACAAGAAGCGGUGCGUGAAGGUGCUGAAGCAGGAGCUGGGCGGGUUGGGCAUCAGCAUCAAGGGGGGCAAGGAGAACAAGAUGCCCAUCCUCAUUAGCAAGAUCUUCAAGGGGCUGGCGGCCGACCAGACCCAGGCCCUCUACGUGGGCGAUGCCAUCCUGGCCGUCAACGGCACCGACCUGCGGGAUGCCACCCACGACGAGGCGGUGCAGGCGCUCAAGCGGGCCGGCAAGGAGGUGCUGCUGGAAGUGAAAUACAUGAGAGAAGCAACCCCCUAUGUGAAAAAAGGCUCUCCUGUUUCAGAAAUUGGGUGGGAGACGCCUCCCCCAGAAUCUCCCCGCUUGGGUUGUACCUCAGCUGACCCCCUGUCGCAGCUUUCACUCUCCAUCCACAGAGACAAGAAGACAAUACCACUCAAGAUGUGCUACGUGACACGCAACAUGACAGUGUCAGACCCUGAAAACAGGCUGAUUGAAGUUCAUUCACCUGAUGCCAAGCACACCGUGGUGCUCAGGAGUAAGGAUUCAGCUACAGCCCAGGCCUGGUUCAAUGCCAUCCACUCCAGUGUCAAUGAGCUCAUCCCCCGGGUGAUUGCAGAGGUCAGAGACCAGCUCGGAAAAACAGGGAUUGCUGGAAGUCGAGAGAUUAGGCAUCUAGGCUGGCUUGCAGAAAAGGUACCAGGAGACAAUGAGAAGCACUGGAAGCCAGUGUUAGUGGUCUUGACAGAGAAGGACCUCUUAAUAUAUGAGAGCAUGCCGCGGAUGAAGGAAGCUUGGUUCAGCCCUCUGCAUACCUACCCCCUGCUCGCCACCAGGUUGGUCCAUUCUGGCCCAGGAAAAGGCUCACCUCAGUCCGGGGUGGACUUGUCUUUCGCGACCCGAACGGGUACAAGGCAAGGGAUCGAAACCCAUCUGUUCCGGACGGAGACGAGCCGAGACCUCUCCCUGUGGACGAGGAGCGUGGUGCAGGGCUGCCACAACUCUGCAGAGCUCAUCACGGAAAUCACCACGUCUUGCACAUACAAAAGCCAGGAGUGCCGCCUGACCAUCCAUUACGAACAUGGCUUCUCUCUUACAACCGAACCGCAAGAUGGUGCCUUCUCUAAGACAAUUGCACAAUAUCCCUACGAAAAACUGAAAAUGUCCUCAGAUGAUGGGAUAAGGAUGCUUUAUUUAGACUUUGGAGGAAAGGAUGGAGAAAUUCAACUGGACCUUCAUUCCUGUCCAAAACCAAUUGUGUUCAUCAUUCAUUCCUUCCUGUCGGCAAAGAUUACAAGACUUGGCUUGGUGGCAUGAGCAGGACACAUCUGUUUCUGCAGACAGACGGCGUGACCAUGCUAAUCUGAAGGACAGUCAACAGCAGAGCCCGUACCAGUAGCAGCACACACCACCUUGGGGUUCAGGACCGGGCCCUGGUCAUUUCUGCAGUCUUCCAAGGCCCGGGUUCCAUUCUCAUCAGCUAAAGAGGUGGCAUGACAAGGAAAACAGUGGAUUUCAUUGUAAAUAAUGGGAUUUUUAAAAUCCCAUGUGAGACAGUAAAAGCGUGUAGUACCAUACAUGUAAAUGUUUCAGAAUCAUAAAUUGUGCCUAUUUCAAUGUACUUGUUUAUAUAGAAUAAGUAAAGGGCUAAGAAGACAAGAGGUGAUGUUGGUUGUGAUGCAAGCUCAAGGUUGGUUGAGCAGAGGUUCUCCAAACCAGAUUGUCCCACCACCCAAAAGUAAAAUAUUUUUUUCUGUGCUCACCUGUGCACCGCUUACAGAAGACUUUUCUUUUGUGGCACCAUCAGAACCUGUUGCUUGAACACCCAGCAGAGCACACAAAUAUACAGCUGUGAGCAGCAAACAGCUGGAGGGUCCCUGCUGAGGACUUCAAAAAUAAAAUGACAGACAUCUUACAUACAUUCCUAGCAUGGACCCAAAGCAAGACUAGCAAUAGCGCUGUAUUGAGAGCUGGCUGUCAGGGGGCACAGGGAGGAGCAUCCUUUGUUAAUUUUUAUAGUGACUUCCCAGAAAGGCUUAAUGAGUUCCAGCUGCCCAGGAUCCUCAGCUCAGGUGAAAGAUACCACCUAAGCUUCUGCCAGCACAUUGCCACAGCAGUUUUCCAACAGAAAGCCACGCUGAGCUUCCUGUCCUCCUACCCCUGCUGUGUCACCCCCUCAGCUCUGACAGGACUGGUUGUGUGGUCUUCAUAGAAGAACAAAUGUGGGGAAGCAGGAAGGGUUGAUUUUUUUGAGAGUUUCCUAGAUUAGAUCAGAAAAGUUACUGAAGCAGCUCCGCAGCAGUGAGGAAACACACCGGGGCAGGAACAGGAGCUGCACUGCCAGGAAAGCCUUCACAUGGAAGGAACCGCUCCUGCGAGCGUGACUUGGCAAGUCCACAUUUAUUCCUUGCUGCUGAAACGUAAGACGUUCACCUCCAUACCCACAACUUUCUAGUUCCUGUUUUGCACCAAAACUUACUCUUUUAAGUCAAAACAUGUGAUUCACUGAGUGUCAGCCUUCUUCACAGUUAGGCUGGGCAUGAAGCAGGCAGGAACACUAACCUUCACCAUUGGAGAGGAUACACACAGCCUGCACCUGGAGCCACUCAACUGGCUCAAUGUGGUCUGGCAGGAACAGAAAGCAGCAGAACAGGGAUGGCAUUUAUGUUGCUCCUUUACUUUGUAACCAGAACUCCCACCUAUAGGGGUUGGGGGUUGUUUGCUUUUAGAGUUUUGCCCUAAAUUCACACUUUGAAGGACAGCAACUGUACGGGAAGUAAUAAAUCCAAAGUUUGUGAAAGCUCACUUGUCAUAUUACAACACUUCAUUUAUUCCUGAGAAAGCACAUAAGUUUCAACUUAGCAUCACUUGGCUGGCAAAGAGGAAAAUUAAAACCACAGUUUGGUUCCAUGUUAUUUUUAAGCUAAGUCCUCAGAGUUAAGCGUAAGUCAUGCUGUUUAUUCACAGCACAGGAAUUAGUUCAUGGUGGUUUCCAUAGGUAUCUUAAUCAUCAAACCUAAUUAAAAAAUUAAGAUGAUGAGCUGAAUUGGCAUAUGCAGAAAAUAAUCAUUGAAGACCAACAGCUGAAUUGCCAUUUGGACGAGCAGCCCCGCUCCCAGCCCCUCUCACCAGUCAAAAGCAACCGCGUGAGGGGAGUCACCGAGCUGGGAACUCUGGUUUCACUGUCACGGUACUCGCACCUAAAAACUGAUUCCUCUUGUAAAUUCCCAGGGCAGGGGAUAACAGGUUACAGAACUUACCAAUAAUUUCCAAACAGUUCUUAUCUAGCGACCGCUGCCGUUCCCGUAUCUCCCUGUGGCAGUCACUCGGGUCUCCUUUGGCUGGAAGCUUCUAGGAGAAGACUCCUGGGAAGCGGAGAGCAGUGGGUACGGUGGGGACCGGGUCGGUGAGUGUGAACUCACAUCAUGGCAUCUUAUAAAACCUUGUGUGACGUUUCUAACAAGCAAUUCAGGACACUUCUAUUUGCUGUUCCAAAGUCUAACUUACUUAAAAAAUCUGGCUGCAGGCUCCUGUAAAAGUUGCAGAGGUUAAAGUGAAAUCUUGCAUCCUGUGGGGUAGGUUAAAUACAUAUGUAAACUAUACUGCACUAUUUCCUUGCUCCUUUAACACUUACAAAUCACUGGAAUGUCACACCUAACAUGUAUGUGCAUUGUAAAUAUUACAAAUUCCUAUAUUAGUACCAACAAUUAAAUGAAACAAUAUGUAAUCUAAGGUGCUCAGUACUAUAUGAAGUAUAAGUGAAUAACUAAACAGUUUGCAAAGAAAAUUCAUAUUAUAUAUAUUUAUAGAAAAAAAAAGUAAUUACAGAUGUUAUUUCUUCAUUUUCAGAUUUUGGACUGAUUCAUAUUUGGAUGGGAUAGACAAAUGAAAUAUGGACCUACUCCACAUUUAUAAGAGUAUAGUGAAUAUUUAUAUUUUAGAGGAAAAGAAUAUAUUUAAUAAAGUCAUUUAUUGGAUUUUUGUGAGGUGAGCUUACUUUGUACCCACACAACCUGUUUGGAAGGCUUUCCUGGCCUUUGGAUUUAGGCUGCGGAAACCACAUUUUAAACCUCUGUCAGUCUGUAAGAAUUCAGUUACUGGAGAGGAGGGUUCAUCCUAUUGAUGGAGUGACUUCUAAAAAUUGGGAAACACACAAACAGAAUUAUUAAAGAUCUCUCCACAGAGCAUCAGUGCCUCCAAUUAGGUAAAGUCGGUGUCCGCGUGGCAGCGGCGCUGGUGAUGCCAGCCCGAAAGUUGAGUCACAUAGCAUUUUUUUGGGCUGCUAAUAUUUACUGAAAGGCCAAAGGGAUGUUCUGGGCAAGGCCAUUCAGACUCACCUGCUGAAGUUACAAGGCUUCCUUUGUCACUUGUGUUUAACUGGGCAGCUACAGAAGUCAUAAAAACAUCCCAAGAACAGACACUUCUGCUCAAGCUUCCGCAUUCCAGGGGUGAGGCCAACACCCGCCUCGCUCAGUUCUUAGAAAAACAGUUAUGGAAAAAAGGAUGUGUUUCUUCCCCUCUAAUUCUGAACUUGGUGGCCCAGCAGGGAAGCUCACUGCGGGAAUUUAAGUCUGUUCCUUCAGUGUGAUGCGAGGUGGGGCAGAGCAGCCCCACGGAAAUCCUGAGAAAGGGUAUUCUAGAGCUUCAUUCCUUUCACAACGCACUGGCUGGAAAUUGGACGGUCUGAUCAGAAAGUCUGUAAUAGCAGCUUCCCCCUUAGAAAGACUUGGCUACAUAUUGGAACAUAGCUGUUACUGGAAAAAUGUGAUAUAAGGUGUUUGUUAAAAAAAACAUAAUAAAAGAAAAUAAAGCUGAUCUGACUGUGUUCAGGGCAGCAAAAUGGUG
Molecule: messenger RNA, 4881 nt
Organism: Calidris pugnax (ruff)
Lineage: Eukaryota; Metazoa; Chordata; Aves; Charadriiformes; Scolopacidae
Gene: SNTB1
Product: syntrophin, beta 1 (dystrophin-associated protein A1, 59kDa, basic component 1)
Exons: 7
Coding region: 139-1353 (404 amino acids)
Cellular component (GO): intracellular anatomical structure; dystrophin-associated glycoprotein complex; synapse
Molecular function (GO): protein binding; structural molecule activity
Source: RefSeq, a predicted model, not a curated record